UUCAUUGGGAAUCCCCGUACUAACAACGUGCUCGACUUAACCCCCAAAAUAUUUUGACUUUUUCGCUGUCCUACGGUGUAUCGUCUCCUGCACACUCACCAGUGACUCAUCCCUCAGAAAGCGGUCGCGGGAAACUGAAGGGUUUCCAUUUCCUGCCAGCUGGGACGGGAGGGAAACAAAAAUGGAUAGCGAAAACCUGGACAGCCUGACGCUGAGCCAGACCCUGCCUCUCAGCCAGGACACCUUCAGACAACUGUGGGAGAAUGUGGUGACGUCCAUGCCCACUGAGACUGACCAUGCAGAGGAAGAAUGGAGGGAAACUGAGGGACCCAUGCAGCUGCUUCUCAUGAACGAUCAGGUGUUAACUGAUGGUUUUGAUGAAACCUUGUUUAACUUACCGGAAAUGUCUACAAAAGACGGCGUGACUCCCCCUGCCUCCAUAGUGCCAGUUACAUCGGAUUACCCAGGAGAUUACGACUUCCAGCUGCGCUUCCAGAAAUCUGGAACAGCCAAGUCUGUGACUUCAACCUACUCUGAACAGCUGAAUAAACUCUAUUGCCAGCUGGCAAAAACAAACCCGAUUGAGGUGCUGGUGAGCAGGCAGCCUCCUUUAGGGGCUGUCAUAAGGGCCACUGCAGUCUAUAAAAAAACGGAGCAUGUGGCCGAAGUCGUUCGGCGGUGCCCUCAUCACCAAAACGAGGACCGUGCUUCAGCUGCAGAAACCAGCAGCCACUUGAUUAGAGUGGAGGGCAGCGAGAGGGCUCAGUACUUUGAGGACCCCAACACGAAGAGGCAGAGCGUGACUGUCCCGUAUGAGCCUCCACAGCUCGGCUCAGAGAUGACCACAAUUCUACUGAAAUUUAUGUGCAAUAGUUCAUGCAUGGGUGGCAUGAAUCGCCGUCCUAUCCUGACAAUCCUGACCCUCGAGACUCCAGAGGGUCAUGUCCUAGGCAGAAGGAGUUUCGAAGUGCGGGUUUGUGCCUGUCCAGGGCGUGACCGCAAGACCGAGGAAGAGAAUAGCAGCAAGCAGCAGAAUGGAACAAAGGAGACAAAAAAGAGAAAGAGCGCCCCGGCCCCUGAUAGCAGCUCCACAAAGAAACCCAAAGCAGCAUCAGGAACGGAUGAGGAGGAGAAAGAGGUUUACGUACUCCAUGUCCAUGGGAAGGAGCGUUAUGAAAUGCUCAAAAAAAUCAACGAUGGCUUGGAGUUGCUUGAUAAAGAAAGCAAAGCCAAGGCAAAAGUUACAAUGAAACAUGAACUCCCACUCCCUUCAAGUGGGAAGCGACUCCUCGUCAAAGGGGAGAAGAGUGACAGUGACUGAGGAGCUCGCUGAAAAUCGUUGACAUGUUUUCCUAUACAUCCUGCCUAUUUACUACUCCAGGUCACCUGAUGCUGUUGCAUUUACAUCCAAGACAUAUUAAGAUUAUGUUAAUUUUGCAUGUAAGGAACAUGGUAACGGGGAAGGAGCUCAGGCUGUCUAUCAGGGAUUUCCACAUAGUUUUAAUGAUUUCUUGAAUUUAUGUCUGCCAUGUUUGUUUUGUCAGAUGAAGUUGAUGACAGCUAAGGAGACGUUUUGGUUUAAGUGGCAUUUUUUUGGGAUGCACGAUAACUCUAGGCACCGAUAAAUUAUCAGCCGAUAUUGCAUAUAUUUUACAUAUUUUAAUUAUUCCCAGAUAAUAGAAUGUUAACCAAUAAAAUCCACCGUUAAUAAA
This is a messenger RNA of Cheilinus undulatus (humphead wrasse), 1712 nucleotides long. It is a transcript of the gene tp53, whose product is annotated as tumor protein p53. Gene Ontology annotation, cellular component: nucleus. Gene Ontology annotation, molecular function: DNA-binding transcription factor activity, RNA polymerase II-specific; RNA polymerase II cis-regulatory region sequence-specific DNA binding; protein binding. The transcript has 11 exons. The record is from RefSeq and is a predicted model, not a curated record. Gene Ontology annotation, biological process: apoptotic process; regulation of transcription by RNA polymerase II; protein tetramerization. NCBI's taxonomy places the organism in Eukaryota, Metazoa, Chordata, Actinopteri, Labriformes, Labridae. Bases 182 to 1321 code for a protein of 379 amino acids.